UAUAAUUUCCACUACAGCGAUACUUGCGAGUGCACAUCGGCAAUGCAAACGCGCCUCGCUUCUCUCUUCUUCUUCUUAUUGAAUUUUCCGAAGUAUUGAUACAUUACAUCACAUCGCCACUUUACGAGAGUUAAAAACUCACACACAAAUCUUCCCUUUUUUUUUGGGAUAAUCUCGUCUCGGCGCAAGCUAAGGCGUCUCCAGUUAGCUUAGCUCGCUAUUUGCUAACGCCGUCUGAUAGCGACGCAUCGCCGAGUAGAGCUCAGUUGUGAUUAUCGGGUGGAAAUGUGUGCAAAACGUGUGAAAGAAGACUUCGAGGAGGAACUUGGAACAAACGAGCGACAACUACGAGACGCUGCUUUCGUGCAGCCUCAAGAUGAAGAUGAGCGACACGGAGCAGAUGUCAAUGACGAAUACGUUCUGGUGCCCGACCCCUCUCACAUUAAAUAUGAAGAGGAGGAGGAGGAGGAGGAGGAGGAAGAAGAGGUGGACGAUGUCGCCAGGUUGCAGUUGACGGUUGUCCCUUUGAAGAGUGAAGAUGAAGGUGAAAGUCCGAGCGAGGAGAACGGCGGGGCUGAGCCUCCGAGCAGCGGCUCAAGUCAACACACGACAAGCGAAGGUUACGGGGACCACGGUGGCGGAUCGCCUCGAGACUUCCUCAUCACACCGCUGUCAGAUAGUGACGACGCCACAUCGUCCGAAUCCGAUGGGGAGGAACGCUCCGAAGGUGAGAUGGCUUGUCACGCUGACGACAAACAAUCGGAAUAUUCUCACUGUGACAGAACCUUUGGAAAUAAGACCAAUCGGAAAAGACUCGCGAUGCCCCGCGGAGGAGGGAACCCUUUCGUCUGCUCGUUUUGUGGCAAAAGCUUCUCUGUGAAGAGAAGUUUUUUAAGGCACACGAGAACACAUACUGAGGAAAAAACCUUUGCCUGCUCAGUAUGUGAUCAAAGAUUCAGUUGUAAGGGACAUUUAAACACUCACAUCAGAACGCACACCGGGGAGAAACCUUUUGCCUGCUUAUUUUGCGAUAAAAGAUUCUCAGAAAAGGGAAACUUAAGAAAACACACAAGAACCCAUACGGGAGAGAAACCUUUUGCCUGUUCAGUUUGCGAUCAAAGGUUCUCUGAAAAGGGGAACUUAAUUAAACACUCGAGAACCCACACGGGAGAGAAACCUUAUGUCUGCUCUAUUUGCGGCCAAAGAUUCGCUCGGAAGGGAAACUUAAGAGCGCACACAAAAACACACACCGUUGAAGAACUUUUUACUGGCUCAGUCUGCAACUUGAGUCCGGCACUGAAAGAUCCUCACCCUGAGGAGCUAGAGUGGAGCACUGGGUUGGAGCAAGAGGAGCCGGAGCUUCCCCAAAUUAAAGAGGAAGACUUGGCGGAUGAUAUCACCCACCUGCCAUUGACGGAUAUCAUCGUAAAAAGUGAGGAUGAGGAAGAACAUCAUCAAAGCGAGGAGAACAGAGAGGCUGAGUUUCCGAGCAGCAGCUCGAGUCAGCACACGACAACAGAACCUUACGGAGACUUCUUUGGAGAAUCACAAGGAGAGAGUCUUAUAGUUUCACUAGAAGAUAAUGACGACUUAACGCCACACAGUUUUGACACUGAUGAUGAUGAUGAUGACGAUGACGUCUGUGAAGCUAUGACCUGCGAUACUGACAACAAACGCUGGCAAUGUUCCGAGUGUGACAAACGUUUUCUCUACAUGUCUCUUUUGAAAAAGCACAUGAUGAUCCACACCGGAGAGAAACCUUUCAGUUGCUUGCUCUGCGGCAAAAGAUUCUCGCGGAAGGGACAAAUGAACGCGCACAUGCGAACGCACACGGGAGAGAAACCUUUCACUUGCUCUGUAUGCAGAAAAACAUUUGCCCAAAAGGGACACCUGAACGAACACAUGAGAACACACACGGGAGAGAAACCCUUUUUCUGCUCGACUUGCGGUAAAAGUUUCUGCGAAAGGGGACAUUUGAAGGCCCACAUAAGAACGCACACUGGUGAGAAACCUUUUUCCUGUUCGAUCUGUAAUCUUAAAGUAGCUCAAAAGAGCACAUUAACAAAUCACAUGAAAACGCACACCGGAGAGAAACCUUUUUCCUGCACGGUUUGCGGUAAAACGUUUGCUCGUAAGGCGCAUUUAAACAUACACACAAAAACGCACAGUGGACAGAAACCAGUUUAGUCCGCUUUAUCGGAAUUUCACGCGACAAAACCCGGAAAACAGGUUAGUGGACUUGCUGCGUAUGCUGCGAUUACAUGAAGGUUUAUUAAAAAAAUAACAAUCACAGAUUCGCCUUUUGUAGGGCUUUUCGAAGGAACAAAACAAUUUAGAUGCUUUAUUGAGUCACUCCACAGAUCACACCCCAGCAGUCCGAACCCCCAACUUGCUAAAAUUUUGUUUUCUUCAUAGCUCGUGUGCUCGGAUAAAACUGAACGCCUGUAUGUGAUUGGUUUAAAUGAAUAUGAUGUACCGUAUGUAAACAAACCCUAACCCUACCUCUUGAAGACAUCCAGUGUAAAACAAAAGACAGUUGUAGAAGUUUGAAAUUUCCCCGGUUGCUUCGUCCCGGUUUCUUGCCAGUGGACUCCGCCAGUCGCCUGAACCGGAAGAAAUUGCUUUGACUCGUUUUACGGAAUACUUUAGUUGGCGCUCCAGAACCACGAUUUAAAACACGUUUGCUUUGAAAGGCAUCCUAGUAAGAGUUAUUCAUUUAGUAUUUUGUUCAUUAUGAUUUGUUUGUUUUUCUUACUUUAACUUGUACUGCGUAGCUGUGAAAUGUGGCGAUUCUGUAUUUUUUACUGUGUACGUUUGACUGUAUUUUAGACAUAAAAAGAACUUUGUGAGCGCUCUCUGUAAUCAGUGCUAUAUAAAUA
This is a messenger RNA of Syngnathoides biaculeatus (alligator pipefish), 2879 nucleotides long. Its product is annotated as zinc finger protein 25-like. The coding region runs from base 286 to 2187 and encodes 633 amino acids. NCBI's taxonomy places the organism in Eukaryota, Metazoa, Chordata, Actinopteri, Syngnathiformes, Syngnathidae. Gene Ontology annotation, cellular component: nucleus. The transcript has 2 exons. The record is from RefSeq and is a predicted model, not a curated record.